This is a messenger RNA of Cantharellus anzutake, 318 nucleotides long. RefSeq lists its product as uncharacterized. Lineage: Eukaryota; Fungi; Basidiomycota; Agaricomycetes; Cantharellales; Hydnaceae. The transcript has 2 exons. The record is from RefSeq and is a predicted model, not a curated record. The annotation marks the transcript as partial.
AUUCCAUCCCCACCUGUGAUUCCGUCGGAAUCACAGAGUCAGGGCAUUUCCGAUCACCCUCUCCUUGUUCCAGUAACGUUAUGCAUGCUCCUCUCGUGCCUCAUAUCCUAUAAUACCAAAACCAUAUCGACCCUUGGGACCAUUACUUCAAUUUUUAGUGGGUUCAUCGGAAUUUGGGGAGUCUACGUGAUUCUGUUCGGCAAGUCUUCCUCCACAUCGAAGAUAACAGGAGCAGACAAGAGGACAUCGCGGUUUAUAUUUGGGAACAAGUCCGCAGCCAGUUCAAUCAAGAGACAAUGGAAGAAAGACCACAUGUAA